GCUUCGUACGCCUUCACGACCUUGGUCACAACAGACGAAUAUCUACCCGCGGCCCUCGUCGUAGCCCACUCGCUGCGUCUUGCCCACGAAGCAGCAGAUGCUCAAGAUAAGAGCGGCCUCACCGGCCCACGCAGCGAAGACAUCGACCUCGUCGCUCUCGUCACUCCUGGCUCCCUGUCUGUCCAGUCAAUACGAGCGCUUCUCCGCGUCUACGACCGUGUCAUCGGCGACGGAGACGACAGCAACGCAGUCGUCGACUUGAGUGACGCUAACCUUGCUCUUCUGGACCGACCGGACCUCGGCGAGUCACAAGGAGCUGCCCUCACCAAGUUGCACGCCUGGCGCCUGACCGACUACCGCAAAGUCGUCUACCUUGACGCCGAUUCGCUUGUGCUUCGCCCCCUCUCGCACCUUUUCCACCUCUCGGCAACCUUUGCCGCUUCGCCCGACACAGGGUGGCCAGACAUCUUCAACUCGGGCGUGAUGCUUCUUGAGCCCUCGCAGGACACGUUCGAGGGGCUGCUCAAUCUGGCAGCAUCGAGCGGGACCUGGGAUGGGGCAGACCAAGGGCUGAUCAACGAGUUCUUUGGCGGUGAGAAGGGCAGCGGAGCAGAAGGAGCUGGUGGAGGGUGGACAAGGCUGCCCUUCACUUACAACAUGACU
Molecule: messenger RNA, 663 nt
Organism: Jaminaea rosea
Lineage: Eukaryota; Fungi; Basidiomycota; Exobasidiomycetes; Microstromatales
Product: nucleotide-diphospho-sugar transferase
Exons: 3
Cellular component (GO): cytoplasm
Molecular function (GO): glycosyltransferase activity
Source: RefSeq, a predicted model, not a curated record